This is a messenger RNA of Durusdinium trenchii, 1765 nucleotides long. Lineage: Eukaryota; Dinophyceae; Suessiales; Symbiodiniaceae. The record is from the annotation of a GenBank genome assembly.
CACGUUUGCACCAAGUACUUGACGUGCGUCGACAUGAGUUUUGGAGCGGCAUCCGCUUCAUGAGCACAGAGGCACUCGCAAGGCAGUUCCCCGAGCCUCUCAAUGAUGUCUACCGGGUGGAGGCCUUCGUCGGGCAAGGCGCCUUCAGUACUGUUUGGCGUGCCACACACAGAACAUCUGGGCAGGUGCGAGCCAUCAAGAAGAUUGACACCACUGACCUGUCUCCAAGGGAAAUUGCCCAUGAGAUUGCCAUCAUGCGCUUUCUCCGGCACGAGAAUGUGGUCAGGUGUUACGAUGUCUUCUUGGAGAACCAAUUCGUGAGUGUUGUCAUGGACCUCUUCAACGGGGGCGACCUUGUGGAUGGACUCAACCUACAUCGCCGGGCUUCAGGGCGGCUGCGAAACAAGCAGUUGCGACACCUGGCCAAGCAGAUGACUGCUGCCGUGGCGCAUGUACAUAGCCUCGAGAUCAUGCACCGGGAUGUCAAGGGCGAGAACUUUUUGUCCGACCGGCCGAACAUUGCUGACCCCCAUGUGCGAGUGGCGCUGUCGGACUUUGGCACCGCGAUUCGGGUGGAUCGUGGGGAGAAGGUCUACACUCGAGUGGGCACACCUGCCUUUUGGGCUCCGGAGAUCUUCGUCGGCGCAUACGACUUCAAAGUGGAUGUGUGGGCCUUGGGAGUGACCACCUACAUUCUUCUUUGCGGCACCUUACCCUAUGAUGGACAAGAGGAGAUUUGUCGACGACCAGGCCCUGAGGAGCCACUCGUCACUUUACCGCCACACACGACCAAAGCCUGCCAAGAAUUCCUUGAAGCAUGCUUGGUCAAGGACAGUGAGACUCGCCGUGUGGCUAAAGAGGUUCAGACCUCCGAAUGGUUCCAACGCGAAGCUGAAGAUUCUCCAAUGGCUGCGGAGAAGGAGGAGGCUCCAAAAGACAAGUUCCGUGACCUGUUGGAAGGUCUUACGGUAACCUGCUGUGGUGCUAUUAAGCUCUGUUUGGACUACUUCUGCGACGAAAAGCAGGUGGAAGCUGCUGCAGCGCGCUGGUCGAAAGCUUCCACCAAGUCCUCUGGGAAGGAUGUCUUUGAGAAGCAGGCAACGGAUCUCUCCAAGCAGAUCUCGACAAGUCUUUUGCAGCAUCAGGAGAUUCCGCUGUUGUUUUCCUUAUAUAAGUCUUUGACUCUUGGCAUUUUCUAAGAGAUGGCCUCCAACCUACUAGCGAUGGCCUCCAACCUAAGAGCGAUGGGCUCCAACCUAGAAGCGAUGGCCUCCAGCUUGUGUGGCUUGGGGUUGACAGUUUCAGCACAUGUACUAGCAUGUGAACGAUCCUCGUUCUCAAACUGUAGGACUCUCUGCGACAUUGAGCAGUGACUUCGUUCAUAUUUCAGACUAUAGAUGUAAAAAUUGCAUGGAUUUUGAUGAGGAGACUCUUGAAAGCAGCAGUUGGACACAGUCGAUGUGAUGUUUUCAAAAGGACAAGAUGUGAUGUUUAUUGCCUUUUACUUUCUUUCUAGAACCAACUGCUCAUUUUGAUUAUUUUCAGCUCGUUAUCAUUCUGUUGGAUUUUGGCUGCUUUGGUUUGCCUCGGUUCCAUCCACUCGAGCGAAGUGCUCGAGCGAGAUGGACCCGAUCCUCGUCUGGGCGCAGCUUGCGCAACCUGCGCAGAUUGCGCCGCUCGCGCUCGAGAGUUUUAACGCGGACACUGCGUCGACAUGAGUUUCAUGCAGUGAAACCUGGCGGGCGAAUGGGACACGGCACAGAUG